UGGGAGAGAAUGGAAGCAAUAAACUGUGCGGCCCCUUUAAGGCCGCGGCAUCCGCGGACCGUCCGCUUUAUGGAUUAUUUAACUAGUGCAUUUCUCCUCUCAGCCGGCUAUCCAGCUCACUCCGGGUUUAAAACGGUAAACCGGUCCCGAAGUCAAGAACUUGAUUAUGGGAAAAGUGCACGCGAAGUUAUGCGGGAUAAAUACGAGACGGGGGUGAAUGCACUGUGACAUUUCUGUUCUUUUUAUAUAUUUAUUGUCCCGGGCUUUCAGACCGAAUGACAACGACGCUCCGACACCUGUAGCCUCCCCAAACGGAGGUCCACCGCUGUGAAACAAAGUCACGUCGGCGUCAUCUCAUGUGAUAAACUACUAUCCGUGCUGCCGAUACUGCGACGCAUGCACAUGCAAUGGCUGACAGCGCGUGAAGAGUUAGCCAGAGGUCCGACGGGGACGCGUUUGGAUCCGCCGGGCCAGUUAAUGUAGGGGCAGCAUCAUGGUGGUGGAGAGAACGCUGCUGGCUGCACGCCAAGGGGACCUUCAGACCCUUAAAAUACUGCAGGCGGAGAAGGCGCUGCACGCCGGCGUGAGGGACCCGCUGGGGGCCACUGCAGUCCACCAUGCAGCCCGGUCGGGCAAGCUCACCUGUCUGCGCUACCUGGUGGAGGAUGCGGGGCUGCCUGGGAGCUCGCUGGCGAAGAACGGGGCGAGUCCUGCGCACGACGCGGCGGCCACCGGCAACCUGGCCUGCCUGCAGUGGCUGGUGACCCGUGGGGGCUGCAGGGCCUCGGACAGGGACAGUUCUGGGGCUACAGUCCUGCAUCUGGCAUCGCGCUUCAGCCAUCAUGAGAUCAUCCAGUGGCUGCUGAGGGGGGGGAGGGCGGACCCCAAGGUGGCCACAGACACGGGGGCCCUGCCCGUCCACUACGCAGCUGCCAAGGGAGACCUGCCCUCGCUGCGGCUUCUGCUGGAACACAGCCCCAGCGUGGUCAACGCCCAGACAAAGAAUGGGGCCACACCCCUCUACCUGGCCUGCCAGGAAGGUCACCUUGAGGUCGUACAGUACCUCGUCAAGGACUGUGGGGCAGAGCCACGGAUCAGGUCCCACGAUGGCAUGUCACCCCUCCACGCGGCAGCCCAGAUGGGCCACAUCACCGUCAUCGUCUGGCUGGUGAGCUUCACGCCGACCAGCCUGUCGGAGCGCGACAACGACGGCGCCACGCCGAUGCACUUUGCGGCCAGCCGCGGCCACGCCAAGGUGCUCAGCUGGCUGCUUCUGCACGGCGGCGAGAUCGUCAGCGACGGCUGGGGCGGGACCCCACUGCACGACGCGGCGGAGAACGGCGAGCUGGAGUGCUGUCAGAUUCUGGUGGUGAACGGAGUGCAUCUGGGAACGCGGGACCGCGACGGCUUCUCAGCGGCGGACCUGGCCGAGUACAACGGGCACAGUGAGUGCGCCAGAUACCUGCGCACUGUGGAGAACAUGAGCGUGGAGCACCGCGUGCUCUCCAGGGACCCGUCCGCUGACCUGGAGAGCAAGCAGUCGGACUCGGGCCUGUCCUCCCCCAUGGCCCCGUCCUCCUCCGCCCAGCCUGCUGGCUUUGAGGUGGGCUCACCCUCCAGCACUCUGUCCAACUACGACUCCUGCGCUUCCAGCCAAUCCAGCAAUGGCGAGAAGAGGAGCGGGGGGCAGCCGACGAGUGGCCCCAAUGGUUUCUCAGAUUCAGCUGUCACAGACACGCAGACCUGCAUGGAUGUGUCGAAUUCGGACGCAGGGGCGCAGAAGAGCGGGGCCUAUGGGCACAUGCCCGAUCCAGUCCCGCCCCCGCCGCCAGCAUACCCUCCCCCCCCACCCCCAGGUCCCUUUAGUCCCGCCCCCGAAGCCACCGGCGAUCAGCCCCCUGCUGAAAUCUACGUAAAGGUGAAGAAAAAUCUACGUCAUGUGGAGAGUGAAACUGUUGUGAGAGAGCAGCUGACUGCAGCGGAGUCCCCAGGCAGCUUCCGAAGGACAGACUCAACCCGAAGGUCACGCAGCUUCAGCAAGCAGCCCAGCACUGCCGACUACUACAAGGCCCUGGGAGCCGAGGGCACGGGGGGGCGACCCGAGAGAGCUAUGCUGCCCGGCCAGGAGGAUUCCCUGCUGCCGGGGGAACCGGCUGACGGACUGAAAAAUGGAGCCGUGGAGGGACAGGCGCCCCCACCACCGGCUCCACCCCCACCACCCCUCCCUCAGGCCCAUACCCAGCCCGCUCCCACACCCCCACCUCCUCCUCCGUUGCCCUCAGAAGCUCCACCCCACAAGUACAGCUCCAGCCAACGGCGGCCAUCAUCCUCCUCUGGAAGCACAAAGUCUUUUAACAUGAUGUCCCCCAAUGGAGACAACUCGGAGCUGCUGGCAGAGAUCAAGGCUGGCAAGAGCCUGAAGCCAACACCUCAGAGUAAAGGAUACUCCACCGUUUAUACCAACAGGCCCGAUGAGAGCAGUGGUGGGGCUCCUGCUUCUCAGCCUCCAGCCUCACUUGCUGCAUCAUCCCAGCUUCCCUCCCCAGCUGAUGCGUCGUCCCUGGCUCCCACCAUCCCAACCCCAGGCAGUCCACCGUCCUCCAACCCCCCGGUGAACGCCGUCAGCUAUGAGCAGGUGCCUCCCUUAGUGAAUGGCCACGCAAGGCCCACCCCCGUGCAGAAAGCUCCACUGGUGGAUGUGGAGACCCUGGUGCCCACCCAUGAUGAGCAAGGCAGGGCCAUCCCAGAGUGGAAGAGGCAGGUGAUGGUACGCAAGCUCCAGGUCAAGAUACAAGAGGAAGAGGAGCUAAGGCACAAGUUUGCCUCCAGAGGGUACUACGAGCCCCAGGACUGGCACUACUCCCACGCCCACAACGCCAUCCUUGGCCCAUUCGGGGAGCUCAUGACUGAGGACGACCUCAUCCGUAUUGAGCGGCAGAUCGAGAACCUGCAGGUCAUGCACAAGGUGCAAGAGGUGGAGACGGAGCUGGAGCAGCUGGAGCAAGAGCUGCAGCAGCUGCUACCAGUAUCUGCGGCACUGAACCACGAGCACUUCUCCGUCAACCCUAAGCAGGUCCAUGGGCAGGCGGAGGACCUACCAGCAUGGUGCAGCAAGAUCUCCACCUUGCUGAAGAGUAUGGCCAUCCUCCUUGCCACUCUUGGGGGCAAGGAGAUAGACAUCCUGGAUUUAGUCUCUCCGUUAUACGCUCAAGUGGAGAACAAGACUGUAACAAGCAGCUCAGCUGAUCCCACACAGCCUUCUGCUUCCGUAAACAUUGGAAGGUCACAGUCGUUUUCCACCCGGGAAGAGGUUGAGAAGGAGAUAAAACAGUGUGGUGUGUCAGUGAAGAACCUGAAGGCCAACUAUGAGGUUCAUAGCCGGCCUGAGUCCACAGAGAGCAUGGGCAGGGUGUACAAGCGUAAACGGUCUCUGCCUGUGGGGAGUGAGUCCAUGAGCUACAGGUCAGAGCCCAUUUUAGAGGAGGACUAUGUCUGCCCAACAGAGGACAUACAGUGGCACUCUGAGAACCAGGCUCCACCACUUGACGUGACUGAACUGGUGGAUGAACCCAUCAUAACGGCAUCCUGUGCUUCUCUGACCUACGCUCCUGAGAACCUCUCCCAGCCUGACCUAAAUCAGUACCCUUCACCCAUGUCCCCAGACCUGUUGCUGGGCCAUGACCAACAGACCCGCAGCCUAGAGGUACAAACAGACUUGAGCUACGUGCAAGAGUACAUAGACAUGAGGAAGGAGAGAAUAGUGUUUUUGUUUCUGGAGCACUGGCGGAAGUACACCUUUACUGAUUCUGUCAGGCCCAAAUACACCAGGAGACGAGGAAGCAGUCACCAGCAUUCCUCGUACUGCCUUAGCGAUGCAGAGGUGGAUAGCAGCGAGCAGAAUGAAGAUGACCGACUUAUCUACCUCAUGAAACAGAGGCAGGUGGUGGGCAAUCUGAUCGACCACUGGAGGACCAUCAUCAGUCAGGUUCCUACUAGGCAACUACGACGGCUCAGCCGAGCCCAGAUGAUCUAUUGGCCAGAACACUUCCUCCCGCACAUCAAUGGGGCUCCGGUCUCUUAUGACAGCCUGACUCUCGACCUCUUCAUGCUUGGGUAUUUCCAGCUGCUUGAGAUGAGCAUGUCUCGCUCAGAGCGCAAGUUCCGUCACCUACUCUGCUUCGAAAUGUUCGACCACCUGGGCAGUCACAGCUGGGAGCUGAUCCGAAGGUUCCACCAUGAGGUCAUGGAGGAGAUAGAGUCUGGUAAAAGGAAGUGGUCUGAUGGCUUUGAGGACAUAAAGCAGAAGUACUUUGGGGAUACUGUGGAGGUGGUGGAAGCGGUCAGUCCAUCUCAUGUCGAGAAACCUGACCCGCAAUUUUCUGAGGUCCCACCUGAGCCAAAGUUUGACCCAGGUCCACCUGUGAUGCAUGAGAAGGCAGCACCUCUAUCUGGAAUCCAUGAGGAUUCUCUUCAGGUGAUCUCUGAGCUAGGGGAGUUCAGCAAUGAGGAGAUUUGCAGAUACAUAGACCGCAGCUUCUCCUUCUGGAAGGAGAAGGAGGCAGAACUAUUUGACAUCUGACCCUUGCCAUGUAGCGAGUGACCUAAGAUUACAAGCUCAGGCAAAGACAAGGAAAGAUGGAACUCCAGUGAGCUGAGAGAUGUCUCUUAUGGGCUCUUGCUCAGCAACAAAUAGAAAGAUAACAUGAACAAACUUCUUUAGUUGAGUUAUUUUGCGAAGCACAGCCCUUGUUGACCUUUGUGGGGCCUUAGGGCACUGUGUGUGUAAUCACAUUGUAAUUCCAGAAGAAUACGAGCAGCAACAACUCAGCUGAGGAAUACGGAUGUGUAACACUGAGGAUCUCAACUGGCAUUACUGUCAAGAGUUUGUUUUCUGCAUAGCUAUGAAACAUUUUUGUAGUUUAUUGACUAAAAGUGGUUAAAACUAAGGAAUCUAUCUCAGUCAGUUUAUAGGUUGCUGAAAUGUUUGAAGUAUGUCAGGAAUUAUAGUGAAAUAAUUUGUUUUUGUUAAUUCCAGAUAUGUUUGGUACAAACUAUGGCAACCAUGUUGAUUCAUUUGGGUGCAGAAUAUUACAUACGUAUUACAAACAUUCUAUACCACAAGUGGUCAAGUCAAC
Molecule: messenger RNA, 5135 nt
Organism: Paramormyrops kingsleyae
Lineage: Eukaryota; Metazoa; Chordata; Actinopteri; Osteoglossiformes; Mormyridae
Source: RefSeq, a predicted model, not a curated record